Conger conger (European conger) is the source of this 3548-nucleotide messenger RNA. RefSeq names its product ankyrin repeat domain 27 (VPS9 domain) (gene ankrd27). Gene Ontology annotation, biological process: neuron projection morphogenesis; early endosome to late endosome transport. Gene Ontology annotation, molecular function: guanyl-nucleotide exchange factor activity; SNARE binding. NCBI's taxonomy places the organism in Eukaryota, Metazoa, Chordata, Actinopteri, Anguilliformes, Congridae. The record is from RefSeq and is a predicted model, not a curated record. The transcript has 28 exons. Bases 146 to 3094 code for a protein of 982 amino acids. Gene Ontology annotation, cellular component: neuron projection; transport vesicle; early endosome.
GUUCUUUUGAAAUCAAGUUCGACAGACCUGUAGUGCUGACAGAUGAUUAGGCAUAGCGUUUGUUUGAGUUCAGUUUGGAAGUGAAUUAUUUUGCAAUGUGUACCUGGCGUGUAUAGCAAAAUAGGAGCUGGAGACCCUGAUCCACAUGGCUGUGUAUGAUGAGAACAUCCUGAAGAACCCUUUCUACCUCGCCCUCCACAAGCUUCGCCCGGACCUAUGCAGCAGAGUGGCAGAGCUCCACGGCAUUGUACUGGUUCCGUGUCGCGGGAGCCUUGCCUUCAGCACCUACUCCCCGGCCCAGUUUGAGGGCUAUGUCCUGCAGCCUGUGGAUGGGGGCUACCAGACCCUGGAUGGGAAGGAGAUCUCCAUUCAGGAUAGUGUGGUGACGCUGGGCGCUGGCUUUGAGGCUCCGGGCAGAGUCUCCAUCUUGUUCGAGGAGACCUUCUACAACGAGAAGGAGCAGAGCUACAGCAUCCUGUGCAUCGCCCGGCCCAUCGAGACUGACCAAAGCCUGGUGGAGGAGGCCCCCACGCCCACGCCGUAUUGCCUGAAGAAUGUCGACGACGUCAAGGAGUUCCUGGGCCGCCACGCCGAGAAACUGGACAAGUUCAUUCAGACCUUCCGGCACUCCUUCAAGGAGCAGGAGAGGAAGGGGCUGCGGCACCACAUCGACUCUGUGAACGCACUUUACACAAAAUGUCUUCAGUGCCUACUGAGGGACUCCCGUCUGAAAGUACUGGCCAAACAGGAGUUACAGAUGGCCCUUCUCAAGCAAGCAGUGGAGAUGUACAUUCAUCAUGGUAUCCAUGAUUACAUCUUCAAGCACGUGGGAACUAUUGAAGCCAGUCAGGAUGCAGCGUUCAAUAAAAUAACGAGGAGUUUGCAAGACCUGCAGCAGAAGGAUCUGGGUGUGAAAUCUGAGUUCAGCAUUAACAUCCCGCGGGCGAAGAGAGAGCUGAGUCAGCUGAACCGCUGUGCCUCCCCCCAGCAGAAGCUGCUGUGUCUGCGCAAGGUGGCGCUCACCAUCAUGCAGACUCCCAGCCGCCCAGCAGUUAACAUCGAGGCCAUGUGUGCGGAUGAUCUCCUUUCUGUCCUCUUGUAUCUGCUGGUGAAAACGGAAAUACCCAACUGGAUGGCCAACCUCAGCUACAUGAAGAACUUCCGCUUCUGUAACUCUGCCAAGGACGACCUGAGUUACUGCCUGACGUCGUUCGAGGCCGCGGUGGCGUACAUCAGCCAGGGGAACCUCAGCCCAGGGGCCACGGGGUCCGGGGAGCUCAACGACAAAGUGGUGCUCAGGCAGAAGAUGAACCUCCUCUCUCAGAGCGCUGCGACCCCUAUCGACUGCCUGUUCGAGCACAUCUCUAACGGCAGUGAGGAGGAGGUGAGGCGGUUGCUGAGUGAGGGGGAGAGUGAGGAGGACGGGGCUCAGCUGUGCCACCCGCUCUGCUCCUGUGACCAGUGUGAGCGCCACCUGUCUGGGAGGCUAAACGACCCCUCAAUUGUCACCCCAUUCUCCCGGGACGACAGGGGCUACACCCCCCUCCAUGUUGCUGCUAUCUGUGGUCAGUCGGCGCUGAUCGACCUGCUGGUCUCGAAGGGAGCGCUGGUCAACGCCACAGACUACCACGCCUUCACCCCCCUGCACCUCUCCUGUCAGAAGGGCUACCAGGGCGUCACGUUACUCCUCCUGCACUAUAACGCUAGCACAGACGUCCAGGACAACAAUGGGAACACGCCCCUGCACCUGGCCUGCAUGUACGGACAUGAGGAUUGCGUGAAGGCCCUGGUGUACUACGACCUGCCGUCCUGUCGGCUGGACAUCCAGAACGACAAGGGGGACACGGCGCUGCACAUCGCGGCUCGCUGGGGCUACGGGGGCGUGAUGGAGGUUCUGCUGGAGAAUGGGGCGAGCACCUCGCUCCAGAACCGGGCCAAGGAGACGCCCCUGCUCUGCGCCCUCAACCCCAAAGUCCUGGCCCUGCUGGAGCUCACACACAAUGGUUCGCACCGAGGAGGGAUUUCUGGCGAGUCCCCGAGCCGGUCCCCCGUGCCCACGGGGUGCUCCCUCAGCCGCCGCUCCUCCAUGUCCAGCUCCUCCUCCCUCAACACCGACGUCCAGCCCGAGGGAGACCGCGUGCGCCACAAAGAGGUGGAGAAGCUGUUACGUGCCGUUGCAGACGGUGAUGUGGAGAUGGUGCGCUACCUGUUGGAGUGGCUGGACGAGGAUCCGGAGGAGGAGGAGGCAGCCCCACCCUCGCAGACCGAGCUGUGCCACCCCCUGUGCCAGUGUCCCCACUGCGAGCCCACACAGAAGAAGCUGGCCAGCCUGCAGACGAGCGGUCUGGGGGUGAACAGCGGCUCAGCGGACGGUUUUACGCCCCUGCACGUAGCAGCCCUGCACGGGCACGCCACCCUGGUCUCGCUGCUCAUCCGCCAUGGAGCCUGCGUCAACGCCCGCAACACACAGAGCGCCACGCCCCUGCACCUGGCCUGCCAGAACAGCCACACACAGGUGGUGACGUCAUUACUGGAGUGCAACGCUAAGCUCAAUAAGAAGGAUCAGUUCGGGAACACUCCUUUAAUCCACACCUGUCUUAAAGGCCACCAGGAAACGGCGGCCGUUUUACUCCAGAGCAGUGCCUCUCUCAACGUCGCCAAUCACCAGGGCAACACGGCCCUGCACGAGGCCGUGAGGGGGGGCCACCAGGGCCUGGUGGAGCUGCUCCUGCAGGGGGGGGCCGCCGUCAAUCUGAGGAACAAGAGGCAGAGGACCCCCCUGGACUGCGCGCAGGAGAUGGGAGGCAAGAACACAGAGAUCGUGCGGAUCCUGCAGAUGGCUUUGGGCUUGUCUCCAGAGGAGCACCCCAUCGCUGUGCUGUCUGUUCCCCGAGGAGCUCUGGGCAAGACGCAAUCCUUCGUGCAGAGGCUGCGAGCGUUGGACGAUCCGCACGGCCGACGGCGGGAACUGGCCCUGUCCAUCCAGCGGGCACAGAAGAUGAAGAAGGGCUUGCCCAGGGACACCAGCGUGCCGUCCUUCGACUCUCCGCGUGUGAGCCCGGUACCUUCCCCUCCAACCUUUACAGUCAAAUAAACUCACAUUACAUCACAUUACAUCAGUUAUUUAGCUGAGGCUUUUAUCCAAACUGACUGACAGUCGAUUAGACUAAACGGGGGACAAUCCCCCCCUGAAGCAAUGUAAGGUUAAGGGCCUUGCUCUCAAGGGCUCAACAGCUGUGCAAAGCUCAUCAUGGCUAAACCGGGGCUUGAACCACCAACCUUCUGGGUCCCAGUCAUGCACCUUAGCCACUAGGUUACAUGCAGGCCCCCGAGAUGAUAUCAGGGCCCUCUGGACUGAGGGUUGUGGGUUCAUAGCCCGCCACCUGGGGGCGACAUUACCUCCGCAGGUAAGAGCGUUCAUCUGGCAAGGUUGCCGGUUGCCGGUUCCAACCCGCACUGGGUUUGUUGAAGUGUCCCUGAGCAAGACCCCUAAACCCCAAUUGCUUCCAGCGAGCUGAUUGGUGCUCUGCAUGACAACCAGUCACUGU